Nematolebias whitei (Rio pearlfish) is the source of this 2369-nucleotide messenger RNA. It is a transcript of the gene rnf13, whose product is annotated as ring finger protein 13. Bases 306 to 1454 code for a protein of 382 amino acids. The transcript has 10 exons. NCBI's taxonomy places the organism in Eukaryota, Metazoa, Chordata, Actinopteri, Cyprinodontiformes, Rivulidae. The record is from RefSeq and is a predicted model, not a curated record. Gene Ontology annotation, biological process: ubiquitin-dependent protein catabolic process; protein ubiquitination; positive regulation of DNA-templated transcription. Gene Ontology annotation, molecular function: ubiquitin protein ligase activity; zinc ion binding. Gene Ontology annotation, cellular component: cytoplasm; nucleoplasm.
AUGAGUUCAGAGCUCGCUUGAGAGAAGCUAACGGUGUGGGAUUAAACAGCAACAUUUAUACCCGUACUCGUAGCGAGUUGCAUCCAUUUUUCUUGAGGUUGUCCAUUUUGCUUUAUACGACGCGUAGCAAAGGAGAGCAAUGUCGCUGACAUCAGCUAAUUAUCUGCAAAAGACGAGGCUACAUGCACAUUUAAAGGUGUGACGAUACCGGCCAUCAUACAGGAACCCAGCUACAAGGCUGUUGGUGUGAUCACUUGUAGAUGUUUGUGUGGCGUUGAAGCUGAGGAUUAAAACGUGAUGCCAAGAUGCUGCUGUCUCUGGGAAUGUUAAUGUUGUCUGCCACCCAGAUUUACACCAUCUUCACCGUUCAGCUCUUUGCCUUCCUCAACCUGCUUCCUGUGGAGGCUGACAUCUCUGCUUACUCAUUUGACAACAAAACUGAAACGUUUGAUGAUAUGCCUGCUCGAUUUGGCUACCGGCUCCCUAGUGAUGGAUUAAAGGGAUUCCUGAUUGGAUCUCGACCAGAAAAUGCGUGCGAGCCCAUCGAACCCCCUCCCAGAGACAACUUGACGGGCGCCUUUUUCGUCCUCAUCAAACGGUUUGACUGCAACUUUGACAUGAAGGUCCUCAAUGCCCAGAAAGCGGGCUACAAGGCUGCCAUUGUUCACAACGUGGACUCUGAGGAAUUAAUCAGCAUGGGAUCCAAUGAUUUGGAUGUAGUGAAGCAGAUUGUUAUACCCUCUGUGUUUGUGAGCGAGGAGACGGCCAACACGCUGAAAGAUGACUUCUUGUAUGAUAAGGGGGGACACUUGGUCCUCAUCCCAGACUUCAGCCUGCCUCUGGAGUACUACCUGAUCCCCUUUCUCAUCAUAGUGGGAAUCUGUCUCAUCCUCAUCGUUGUUUUCAUGAUCACCAAGUUUGUUCAAGAUCGACGCAGAGCCCGGAGGAGCCGCCUGCGCAAAGAUCAGCUGAAGAAACUUCCCAUUCAUAAGUACAAGAAAGGGGAUAACUAUGAUGUCUGCGCCAUUUGCCUGGAUGAAUAUGAAGAGGGAGAUAAACUCAGAGUCCUGCCAUGUUCUCAUGCUUACCACAGCAAGUGUGUGGACCCCUGGCUAACCAAAACUAAAAAGACGUGCCCGGUGUGCAAGCAGAAGGUGGUCCCCUCGCAGGGCGACUCCGACUCGGACUCAGAGGAGGGGGAAAGCAGCCCCGAGGAGAACGAGGAAGUGUCUGAGAGCACGCCGCUGCUCCGCUCCCUGGCGUCCACCAGCGCUCACACCUUCGGCACCAUAUCAGGAGCGUCACACUCCGAACGGGACCAGGACUCCUCGGAGUACGAGGAUGACGAGCUGGACACCAGCGACAGCGAGGAGGAGGUUACCGUGGAGACCGUGGUGGUGCAGAUGCAGCAGCCGUGCUCCGAGGACCACGGGCAGGAUUUGCCCCGAGCUUGAUGGACCUGUUGGCUGCACAUGUCACCGACUGGACUAAUAAUGGAGCUCUACUGCACUCUACUCAUAAAAUUACACAAGUGGAAAAGUAAGGUUCUAAACACAAAGCUUUACAAAGUUCAGUAGAAGCGCCAUCUGUUUAUGAAGUACGAAUCAGAAUAAGUGACUCUUAACCUUUGAUUAUCUCCUGCCCUACAAGAAUAUAUGCUGUAGAUAUGUUCACGCACCAUGGACUCAGCUGAAGGCCUUUGCAGCACCAGCUUGGUGAAACUGAACAGUCUGAGUGCAGCAGCAGUUAAAUCACAGCAACGUUGUCACCAGUUUAUUUCUAACCUGAUGUUUGAAGGAGCUGCAGACUUUUGUGCCACAGUUCAUCUGUUACAAUAAUGGACGUCCGAGUGAGUCAGAGGAAAAGGAGCGUGCUCUUCCUGUCACAUGAAGUGAGGGUUACGCUAAACUUUUGUUUCAUUUAACAGUUACUGGAAGGAUUACCACCGUAACAGAUGCUUAAAUCAUCUCAUUUUAUUACGAUUUUUUAGAUCUAGUUUUUUUGUUUCUUCAGAUAAAUGUUUGUUGACAAAUCCUGUUGCCUUAGUUUUUUUUUUUAACUGUCUUUUUGCUCUCAGAUUAAAUCAAAAUGGAAAAAUCCCUGAGAAACUCUUUUGCCUAAAACUUGACAAACAUCCCGUUACCCCAUCGACCAUUUCCAGUUUUCUUGUCUGCAUAUAUUAUUCACUGGUGCACAUCACGUCUCAUUAACUAACUGCAAGUUAAACCACUGACAAGUCCCUUCAUGCCGAUUUGUUUCAUGUUUGUAUAGAAUUGUAAUUCUGAGACGGUCUUGCAGUUACGUGUUCAAACUGCAAGGUAUUGUUUAUGUUGAUUUGUUUAUUGUUGUCCGCUGCCUCUUUACUUUCU